GGAGCGGGAGCCGGAGCCUGGCAGCGCCGCAGGAUGGACCUUCCUCACCUCACAAGUCCCACCGACCUCCCCAAGCACAUUCUGGAUAUCUGGGUCAUCGUGUUGAUCAUCCUGGCCACCAUCCUCAUCAUGACAGCGCUGCUGCUGUGCCCGGCCACGGCCGUCAUCAUCUACCGAGUGUGGACACACCCCACGCGCAACGGCAUCGUGUGAGCCACGGGCACGGGGGCACGGCCAGCUCGCUGGGCUGGGGGCCACAGCCAUGGCACCCUGUGCCAGGCACCUUCACAGGGCACCCUGAGAGCUGCAGCCUGGCCAGGAGCUGGGGUGAGCCAGCCCAGACCUGCUCCUGCAGCUGGCUCUCGCUGGGUACCCACUCCUCAUCUUCCCGCUGAGCUCACGGGGACUGUGGGGGAAAUGCCAGCGUGGGCAGCAGUGGGGAGAGGUGUGACUUGGAGGACACAUCCAGCUGGGAAUAUCUCACUCCAUGAGAGAGGCAGACUGGUCUCACCUUCACUGGUGACACUGUCUCCUCCCAGGCAAGCAGCAAGGAGUGGAAAUGCCUAACAAAGUUAUUUCUUCUUUGGAGUCCCAGCUGUCAAGGUGGCUGGGGAAAAAAGAGUCAAAGCAAGAUGGAUGUGGCUUCUGGUUGUGCAUUUAGUGCUUGGCUAAAAGCAUCGGUGACAGAGCUUGUGCCGGCUGCACAGCAGAUGUGCAGCUGGCACCAUCUUCUCCUCUACCCAUUAUCUGCAGAAAUGGUAGGAAAAUCCUGCAGGACCCUUGGUUCCUCUGGAUCUUGUGGGGCAGACGACUGUGUGCAGUUCCUGCCAGCCCUCCUGUCUACAUGCUGGCUGCACUCCCCACUCCUGAGAGUGAGAGCUCCCACUGUUUGCCCAGCACACCAGCCCUGCUGGGGAGUCUGUGUGUGCCUCACCUGG
Melozone crissalis (California towhee) is the source of this 938-nucleotide messenger RNA. It is a transcript of the gene SMIM3, whose product is annotated as small integral membrane protein 3. The transcript is spliced from 2 exons. Lineage: Eukaryota; Metazoa; Chordata; Aves; Passeriformes; Passerellidae. The record is from RefSeq and is a predicted model, not a curated record. Bases 34 to 213 code for a protein of 59 amino acids.